Messenger RNA from Fusarium oxysporum Fo47, 1085 nucleotides. Its product is annotated as chromosome segregation protein Spc25-domain-containing protein. Bases 111 to 884 code for a protein of 257 amino acids. Lineage: Eukaryota; Fungi; Ascomycota; Sordariomycetes; Hypocreales; Nectriaceae. Gene Ontology annotation, cellular component: Ndc80 complex. The transcript has 2 exons. The record is from RefSeq and is a predicted model, not a curated record. Gene Ontology annotation, biological process: chromosome segregation.
ACAAUGCCCAGUUUGUAUCCUCAUGAUCAACCCCAUUUACCCUACGGAACAAGAAUUUGAAGCCGAAAACAACACCAGCCAAACCACCCCACGAUCCUGAGUCAUACGCAAUGGCUACCGACUUUCAGUCCUCCCUAUCUGCCAGUAUGCGACAGAGCAUGGCCCCCGUCGGCCCCUCUGUCGCAAACCAGCUGCCCAACAUCAACUUUGGCUUCGAUGACCUGCGCGAUCGCAUGGCAAAGUUCACGGCCCGAUUCGAUGCAUUCAUUGAAGAGGGCCGUAAGCGCGUCCUCGAAGAGCGCAACCAGUUUCGCAUGAACGUCGCUGAACUUCAAGAGGAUCAACGUAUGAAGAAGCGAGACAUCGAAAUCAUUCAAGUCAAGACCUCGACGCACCAACAAACAAUUGAGAAGGAAGAGGCGGAAACGCGCGAGAUGGAGAGCGCUAUUAACUCCCUCGCUGCCCAGCGCGAUAACCACCUCGCAACCCGCGACAGUCUCAAGGCUGAAAUUGCACAAACACAAGCCGAGAUCGAAGCCCGACUUGCCGCGCAGCGCGAAUACGCUCAACAGCAACAAGCCCAGUCUCGUUUUAACGUGCCUGAGUUGGACUUCUGGAUCACCAACCUAUGCCUCAAGAUCGAGGGCGCUGGCCACGACGAUCGUCUCAAGUUUGUGUACACGCAUAUUGACGAGAAGGAUUGGGAGCGCGAGGCUUGGUUCGAACUUGUUACAAGCUCACGUGAUUACGAUGUGAAGCAUUGCAGACCCAAGAUCGAGAGGGAGAAGGUUGAGAAGGUGUUGGAUAAGCUGAAUGAGUCGAGGGAAUUGGUUGUUCUGCUAAAGGGGAUGAGAGAGUUGUUUGUGGAGGCCAUGAAGACCUGAAGAGCUGAUUGAUGGAUUAUGCUGCGACGACCGUUUACGUGCGAUAAUGCUGUUUUUGAGAACGAUAAUUAUACCUUGGAUGAUUUCUUCUGUUUGAUAUAAGGUUCUGAGUUUAUCUCUGAGUGUCUGAAAGAUCUUUGACCUGAGCACUAAAGUGACCUCCUAGAUACUAAUUAUAUUUACCAAUGAGGUCGUGUUGAA